GGACGUAGGAAUCGCCAGAAAAACCAGAUGCGGAUAGAAAUGGAGUUGUGGGGUGCGUAGGGAGAGGUGGUUGGUUUAUUUAUGUUUUCCGUUACCACUUUCGAUUCUGCGGGGAGCAAAACCAGACGAGAAAGAAGAAGACGACGACUUGAAAGUACAGCAACUGGGAGGAAGAAGAUUUUGUAAAAACUCAGGGUAUGGCAUCUAUUUACCUCUCAAUAUGCUCGACCUCGAAACCCUUAGUGGUGCCUCCUACAUCUUCAGCCGCCGUUGCAUCUUCUUCUUCUUCAACAAGCUGCCGUAGUUACCGCCGGUGGUCUCUUCUUUUCUCUACGCCGAUGUUUGGCUCUGGACGCUUGAUUUCUUCUACUAGUAGUAGGAAUACCAAUCGGAGCCGGCGGCAAAAGCAAGUGGUUUGUAUGGCUCCUGAUGAAGAAAAAUUGACUCGCCGAAAUCCUCUUGAUUUUCCUAUCGAGUGGGAAAGGCCCAAGCCUGGACGCAGACCUGACAUAUUUCCCCAGUUUAGCCCUAUGAAAACACCAAUACCGCCCCCAUUGCCAUAUGAUCCUCCUGAAGAAGAUGAAGAAGAAGAAGAAGAGAAAAAGAAAGAAGAAGAGGAGGAAGAUCCUGAGAAGGAAGAAGAACCAGAUAAGCCUGAGAAGCAGUAGUAUUUUUGUCACCACUAAGGAGCCUUGAAUUUCUCUAUUUGUUCUUUAUGUACUCUUGAUAGUUAUAUCCAGCUUUAAGUGAUGCUGAUAGAGUGGAUGAAAUGCAAUAAUCAUCCAGUAAGAGUUUUGUCAUCGCUGUUGUCUCCCAGUUCAAGCUGAAAGGAUCUUGCAAGCCUCCUUUCAGGACUUUUUAAAGGCCACAGGUUAUAAGUAGCGUUUUCAUUUCUUUUUUGGUUGGAAUUUGAAUAUUGUAUGAUGUGUUUGAUUAGUAAAUUCCAUUUUUGAUA
Hevea brasiliensis (rubber tree) is the source of this 955-nucleotide messenger RNA. RefSeq lists its product as uncharacterized. The record is from RefSeq and is a predicted model, not a curated record. NCBI's taxonomy places the organism in Eukaryota, Viridiplantae, Streptophyta, Magnoliopsida, Malpighiales, Euphorbiaceae. Bases 198 to 668 code for a protein of 156 amino acids. The transcript is spliced from 2 exons.